AUGGGGAAGAAAAAGCGCGGCCAUCCGGAUCUCGAGGAGUUGCUCGCGAGGCCAUGGUGCUAUUACUGUGAGCGUGACUUUGAUGACUUGAAGAUUCUCAUUUCUCACCAGAAGGCGAAACACUUCAAAUGCGAGAGGUGUGGGAGGAGGUUAAACACAGCCGGAGAGUCUCUAUCCCAGGUCGACAAUGCCCUUCAGAACCGGUCAAGUCUCGAUAUUGAGAUUUUUGGCAUGGAAGGUGUCCCGGAGGACGUGUUGCAGGCCCACAACCAGCGUGUCUUGCAACAGUAUCAACAGGCAGAGGCUGAACGGCGUGCUGCAACGGGAAAUCCUGCACCGGGCACUUCGGGCAGUAGUGGACAGUCUAAAAAGCCCAAGUUCGAAUCUCCUUCUGAGCUGAAGAAGAGACUUGCGGAGCAUAAGGCGCGUUUGGCAGAACAAGCGGCUGGCGGAAGCAGUGGAGACACUACGCCCGUUGGUGCUGGGCAACAGUCACAAUCUACGCCUGGUGGCACUCCAUAUCAGCAGCCUAGCACACCGCAGUAUAAUGCCCCUCAGCAGCCAGCGAACGGAUCUGGCCAACAUUACGCGGCUCCAUAUGGACAAGCUCCGGCCGCAUUCCCACAACAGCCUCAACAGCCUGGUUUUGUACCACCAGCCGGGCCACAGAGCUACCCCAUGCAUCAGUAUCCUCCUUCUACGAACAUGCCAACGUCACCGUACCCACAGGCUGGUGUUCCGCCCAUUGUUUCACCAGUCGGAGCCAGCCCUACUCUCCCGUACCAUCACCAACAGCACCACCAGGCAAUGAGAACACACACACCACCUCAGACUAUAUCUCCCUCCUAUCCUACCCGAACACCAAGCUUGCCACCCGCUCCAGGACUUCCUCAACGGCCCAGUUUUGGCGCCCCGCAAGUCAAUGCCUUCCAAAUGCAACAGCUGCACCAAGGCCAAGUUUCUGGGCCUCCAGCUGUUCCUAUGCCUACAGAUGCGCAGGGUAACCGUGCUCACCCUCUGCCAGAUGCUAAUUUUGAAUCUCUAUCAGCGUCAGCUGAUAAAUUGAUUUCAGAGGCUGCUAAGCAAGCCAAAGAGUUACCAGCUAAGCCAAGCCCCGCCCCCGGAACCCCUGAAGAAGGGGCUGCUGGUAAAUCUUCGAAGAAAGAAAAGGCUAAGUCCAUCAGACUAGUUUAUUCCGACAAUGAGAUCAGUCCAGAGGAAAAACUAGCCCGUCUACCUCGAUAUGCCUUUGUUCCACAGCACGAGAAUUCUUCAGGGGAGACAGCAGCAGAGCCUGUUGCUGGUGCCGAAGAAGUUGUCAACCUCCCAGCGUAA
Messenger RNA from Trichophyton verrucosum HKI 0517, 1335 nucleotides. RefSeq lists its product as uncharacterized. Bases 1 to 1335 code for a protein of 444 amino acids. The transcript is spliced from 3 exons. The record is from RefSeq and is a predicted model, not a curated record. Lineage: Eukaryota; Fungi; Ascomycota; Eurotiomycetes; Onygenales; Arthrodermataceae. Gene Ontology annotation, cellular component: nucleus.